AUGCAACCGCCUCGUCCUACGCAACCACAUCGUCCCAUCCUGCUUACUGUUCCAAAACCAUCCAUCAACAGGCCAGGGCCGUCCAGAACCCAUGAUGGGCCACCUCAAAGCGAAAAUAAUGGCGAGCAUCCAGCGCCUGAAGAUGCCGGUCGAGAAACUCCGCACCCGACAGAAAGACACGAUAAGUUCAUCACGUCAACAUCACCCACGACAGUGUACAUUGCCGUCCUCCUUGUCUUUUUCGUCAGCUCUCUCGAACAGCAGACUAACAGCAGCUUGUUUAUUUAUGUUUUAAGCUUGUUUUCACAGCAUCCAGCUAUCGCUUAUAUUGGAAUGGCCGUCAAUAUUUUGAGCGGGCUGGUCAAUAUAGUCUAUACCAACAGCCUCAAAGGCGGUUCUUAUUUCACCUGUUUCUUCUCGGUUGUGCUGGUGACGUCUAUAGGCUUUGUUAUUAGUGCUACCUGCAAGACAUCUUGGAGUCUUGCUGUUGGUCAGCUUAUCACCUGUUUUGGAUACCAAGCGUUGUCUUAUAUCCUGGACGUUAUCAUUUGUGACAUUUCGUCGUUGGAAAACCGAGCUUGGCUUCUGGCCUUGAGUCGAUCCCCGUAUAUCGUCAACACAUUCGUUGGUCCCAACCUCGCCCAAAAGAUCUUCCAGAAAGGCUCGUGGCGCUUAGCAUACGGAAUUUCCGGCGUGAUUCUGCCAGCAAUGUGUGCCCCCUUAGGUGCAAUUCUUGCCAUUGAGGUGGCCAAGACAAAAGCUACACCUCAGAGAACAAACUCUCUGCCAUUAUGGAAAGAUAUGGGUCGUCUUAUACUCGAAACUGAUGUAAUCGGCUUGCUAAUGUUCUCCGCCGCAUCGGGGUUGUUAGCAGCCCUCAGCGCAUCAUCUUCAGCGUAUGAGGACGUGAAGAGUCCACGGAAAGUUCUCGAAAUUGUCGCCGGGGUUUUAUUUUGGAUAUCGUUCGUCAUAUGGGAGGUAUCCUAUGCUCCUCGUCGUUUCGCAGCCUUCCACUUGCUAAUCAAUCCGACCGUACUGGGAGCAUGCCUUGGAGGUGCAGCCCUACUUACCAGCUUCCACUGCUUGGAUGCAUAUUUCCUUUCAUACAUCCAGGUCGUUUACAAUAUCUCCAUCUCGCGAGCUGGAUACAUAUACAAUAUUCACGCCAUUGGUGCCUGUUGUUUUGCGAUACUUGCUGGAAUUUCAAUUCGAGCUACGGGGAAGUUCAAGUGGCUAGCACUUUCUGCUAUCGCAUGGCAUUUCAUAGCAACAGGCCUUCUUUUUUAUUUCCGCCAACCCAAAAGAAACAUUGUCCAGAUUGCCGUUUCUCAAUUACUGAUUUCCAUAUCCGGAGGGGCGCUGGGGAUAUGUGGGCAAAUGGCGAUAUUAGCAGUACACACUCAUACUGAACCAGCCACCGUCCUGGGUUUGCUUUUUUUCUGCACAAGUUUUGGUGCAGCGGUUGGGCAAACAAUAGCAUCGGGAAUAUAUACCUUCUACAUGCCCAGAGCGCUAGAAACACACCUUCCUGCUGAUGUUAAGCCGUGGGGGCGCAUCAUAUACAGCAGCCUGAUCCAGCAGUUGAGUUAUCCGAUGACCAGCCCGAUAAGACAGGCCGUUAUCACAGCAUACAACGAGGUCAUGCAACAUUUGUGUAUAGCAGGACUGUGCGUGCUUCCUAUUGCCUUGCUCUCGAUCACCAUGUGGCAGAACGUCAGCGUCAAAAAGGGCAAGCCGAAUGAGAAUGGAGCUCCCUAG
This is a messenger RNA of Talaromyces rugulosus, 1758 nucleotides long. RefSeq lists its product as uncharacterized. Gene Ontology annotation, biological process: transmembrane transport. The transcript is spliced from 7 exons. Bases 1 to 1758 code for a protein of 585 amino acids. The record is from RefSeq and is a predicted model, not a curated record. Lineage: Eukaryota; Fungi; Ascomycota; Eurotiomycetes; Eurotiales; Trichocomaceae. Gene Ontology annotation, molecular function: transmembrane transporter activity.